ACUAGUAACCCGGAAGCGGUAGGCAGUGCGGCGCUGUUUAAAGAUGGCGGCGGAGGAACCUCAGCAGCAGAAGCAGGAGCCGCUGGGCCGCGACUCCGAAGGUGUUAACUGUCUGGCCUAUGAUGAAGCCAUCAUGGCUCAGCAGGACCGAAUUCAGCAAGAGAUUGCUGUGCAGAACCCUCUGGUGUCAGAGCGGCUGGAGCUCUCGGUCCUAUAUAAGGAAUAUGCUGAGGAUGACAAUAUCUACCAACAGAAGAUCAAGGAUCUCCACAAAAAGUACUCAUACAUCCGGAAGACCAGGCCUGAUGGCAACUGCUUCUAUCGAGCUUUUGGAUUCUCUCACUUGGAGGCACUGCUGGAUGAUAGCAAGGAACUGCAGCGGUUCAAGGCUGUGUCUGCCAAGAGUAAAGAGGACCUGGUGUCCCAGGGCUUCACCGAGUUCACAAUAGAGGAUUUCCAUAACACGUUCAUGGACCUGAUUGAGCAGGUGGAGAAGCAGACCUCAGUAGCCGACCUGCUGGCCUCCUUCAACGACCAGAGCACCUCGGACUACCUGGUGGUCUACCUGCGGCUGCUCACCUCAGGCUACCUUCAGCGAGAGAGCAAGUUCUUCGAGCACUUCAUCGAGGGGGGGCGGACUGUCAAGGAGUUCUGCCAGCAGGAAGUGGAGCCCAUGUGCAAGGAGAGCGACCACAUCCACAUCAUCGCGCUGGCCCAGGCCCUCAGCGUCUCUAUCCAGGUGGAGUACAUGGACCGCGGCGAGGGCGGCACCACCAACCCGCACAUCUUUCCCGAGGGCUCUGAGCCCAAGGUCUACCUUCUCUACCGGCCCGGACACUACGAUAUCCUCUACAAAUAGGGCUGGCCCUGGCCUGCUGCCACCCUGCCUGCCCUCCCCUCUGCCAGGCGCUAGACAUGUACAGAGGUUUUUUUUUUGUGGUUGUAAAUGGUCAUAUUUCACUCCUCCCCGAUUCCUGUUGCACAACCUUCCACGUUUUAUUAAAGGGGAUGCUGGUGGUGA
Molecule: messenger RNA, 1021 nt
Organism: Tupaia belangeri chinensis (Chinese tree shrew)
Lineage: Eukaryota; Metazoa; Chordata; Mammalia; Scandentia; Tupaiidae
Gene: OTUB1
Product: OTU deubiquitinase, ubiquitin aldehyde binding 1
Exons: 7
Coding region: 44-859 (271 amino acids)
Biological process (GO): negative regulation of double-strand break repair; protein K48-linked deubiquitination
Cellular component (GO): nucleus
Molecular function (GO): ubiquitin binding; cysteine-type deubiquitinase activity
Source: RefSeq, a predicted model, not a curated record